UUAGACUUAGAGCAAUACUCAAACUAAGUUAAAACUAUUAUUCUUGACAAAUGUUCCUAAAAUUUAUAACGAUAUUGAAUCUAAUAAUCAUUAACUAAUGUCAAUAAAAGUUUAAGCACUCUAUAUCAAUAAUUAAUAUAUACAUAUUUAUUGCUGCUAAAUGUUCAUUUGUAUUGCCGUGUGAGUAUAAGUACAAGUAGUUGUUGAAUAGUACUUUAAUUACAUAACAAAUGAAACCACAACUAACUCUAACAUCUUAAAUUUCCCUCUCAAGUUAAAAGAGUAAAAUAUAUUUCCCCUAAGAGUGACUUUGUUGCCUAAUAUGCUUUUAAAUUAAGAAUUAAGAUAGUCUUUAUCAAAUUUUAGUGUGUUCAAAUACGUUAAUAGAAAACUUCUUACUCCCUUCUUGGGCUAUAGAGUAGUCAAUAACAAUUUUUUGGGCCUCAAAUAAAAUUUGUGUACAUGCCAAUAUGAACGUGGCAACCUAGUCGAUAAUUGGCAAGGGCGGUGGGGGCAUUUCUUGGGUGGAUAUUCCAUUAGCUUAAUUUGUGUAAAUGCUAAUAUAUGAGCAUUGCUAAAUGCAUGGCUCCACUUAUUUAUAACAAACUCUUAACCUCAGUGCUUACAAGUAAAUCUAGUUAACUAAAAUAUAAUAUCAUUCCAUUAUUAUAAGCCAAUAGCUAAGUCCACACUUUGUCCUAUAUAAGCCAAGGUGGAACUUCAACUCAUUCAACAUUCAACACAAAAAAAAAAAAAAAACUCAACCAAAAGCAUAACUUCCACUCUGUUUAUUCAAGAAUUCAUGGAGAACUUCCACCACUCAAGAAGAUUACUCUGGGAGGUGGCCGCCGUGGUGCCGCCUCCUAUGCCAGCCGGAAUAACUAGCCCCGAGACAAUUGAUGAUCUACAAAUUGGAAAAAAUGUCAACACAUUUGAUGCAAAUGUUAUUAUGGUGUUAGCAGUAUUUGUAAGUGCCAUAAUUUGUUCACUUGUGUUGAACUCCAUCAUAAAAUGUUUCUUUAGGUGCUCUACCCUAGUUUUAAUAGACUCAUACUCAAACCAUACAAAUCCUUCAUCAACCAAUAAAGGGAUCAAGAAAAAAGCCCUCAAGACAUUUCCAAUUGUAAGAUACACUACUGAAUUGAAACAUCCAGGGCUCGACUCUGAAUGUGUCAUUUGCUUAUCUGAAUUCAUUGUUGGAGAUAAAGUUAAGGUUCUACCAAAGUGUAACCAUGGAUUCCACGUCAAGUGUAUCGAUAAAUGGCUCAAUUCACAUUCUUCUUGUCCUACUUGUAGGCAUUGCCUCAUUGAAACUUGUCAAAAAAUUGUCAACGGUGACAAUUUUGUUACUACAAAUGCAAUUUCAUCAUCAACAGUUGAAGAAAUUGUAACAAGGAUUGAACCUCUAGAACGUGAAGGUGUUAUAUCUAAUUAACAAUCAAAAUUAGAAAGAAAAAUAGGAUUAAUUAGUUAUUAAUUGUAUGUAUGAUGUAGAAAAAUUAGCUAUUUAGCAUUAUGAGUUCAAUGUUAUGUAGCUUUCCAGUGAUCCAUUAGUACUCUUGCAAGUGUUUAUAAAAAAGAUUGAGUAUACUAUUAUAUUUCAA
Molecule: messenger RNA, 1604 nt
Organism: Solanum lycopersicum (tomato)
Lineage: Eukaryota; Viridiplantae; Streptophyta; Magnoliopsida; Solanales; Solanaceae
Product: RING-H2 finger protein ATL78-like
Biological process (GO): protein ubiquitination
Molecular function (GO): transferase activity
Source: RefSeq, a predicted model, not a curated record